Molecule: messenger RNA, 1544 nt
Organism: Contarinia nasturtii (swede midge)
Lineage: Eukaryota; Metazoa; Arthropoda; Insecta; Diptera; Cecidomyiidae
Product: sialin-like
Exons: 10
Coding region: 102-1544 (480 amino acids)
Biological process (GO): monoatomic anion transport; transmembrane transport
Molecular function (GO): transmembrane transporter activity
Source: RefSeq, a predicted model, not a curated record
AAAAUGCUUCAAGAUUCUUAUUUACAAAAAAGUCAACCUAUCUGAGAUUUUUAAAAAAUCGAGCAUUGAAGAUAACUGAUUCGACACCAAUCUCAAGUAUCAUGUUGUCGAUGCCAAAGCGCUUCAUCACAGGUAUAAUGGGAUUUUUGGCAAUUGUUGUUGCCAUCACAAUGCGAGAAUGCUUAUCUGUAGCUAUCACCGAAAUGGUGGUCCCACUUAAAUCAUUUGGUAGAAAAAAUGAUUCCAUCAUUUGCCCAAUUGAUAAUGCUUCAUCAGUGCGGAACAGUAAUUAUACGUCAAUGGAUGGAACUAGAUACAAUUGGUCGCAGGAACAACAAGGCUGGAUUCUUUCAUCAUUUUACAUAGGAUAUGUCAUUUCGCAUAUUCCCAGCGGCCUUUUGGCUGAGAAAUUUGGUGGAAAGUGGCCAAUGUCCCUAGCAGUCUUAAUAUUGGCCAUUUGUACAAUUGCAACACCAAUGGCCCUUCAAUAUGGUGGAUAUGAAGUAUUCAUAGUAUUACGAAUUUUAAUGGGAUUGUCAUCAGGCACAACGUAUCCGGGUCUUAGUGUGAUUCUUGCAGCUUGGAUUCCGCAAAAGGAGCGUUCUAAACUUGGCUCCAUUGUGCUGGGUGGUGGUCAAGUAGGAAGUAUCAUGUCCUUUUAUGUAACGGGCCUACUUUUAUCGAUUUGGCCAUGGCAAUACAUAUUCUACUUCUGGGCAAUCAUUUCAAUUGUGUGGUUCAUCAUAUUUACUUUAAUUUGCUACAAUGACCCAGCUUCACAUCCUUACAUAUCCAAAGAAGAGCGUGAUUAUCUCCAUAAAGAAAUAGGACAAUUAAAACGUCAUGACGUUUUGACAACUCCGUGGAAGGAAAUACUCUGUAGUGUCCCAGUUUUGGCGUACAUCUGUGCACAGAUUGGCCAGGAUUUUGCCGCCUUUAUAAUGUCCAAUGAUUUGCCGAAAUAUAUGAAAGAUGUCUUGGGAUUUUCAGUGUAUGAUGUCGGUUUUUAUUCGUCAUUGCCAUACUUCAUAAGAUGGAUAAUGUCCAUAGUGUCAGCGUUCCUAUGCGAUUUCUUGAUUAAUCGAAACUACAUUUCAAUCACUCAGGCGCGCAAAAUGUUCACCUUUGCUUCCGGGGUAAUUCCUGCAAUUUUCAUCGUUGCCGCUUCUUACGCGGGCUGUAAUAGACUCCUUGUCGUCUUUUGGUUUGUUUUGGCGAUUGGCUUCUUUGGCUGCUAUUAUACUGGUUUCAGACUUAAUUCUUUAGACUUGGCUCCAAAUUUUGCUGGCUCAUUGAUGGCUCUUACCAAUGGAAUUGGCGCACUGACCGGAAUAGCGGGCCCCGUUUUUGUUGGUGUGAUGACACCAAACUCAUCGCUUGAAGAAUGGAGAUACGUGUUUUGGGUUACAUUUUGCAUUUCGAUGGUUAGAAUUGUUAUCUAUAUGAUAUGGGGAUCAGCCGAAAUACAAUCGUGGAAUGAUCCCAGAGAAUCGAAAAGUUCGGAAAUAAACACCACGAAAGAAGAUUUGUUAAUCAAAACAUAA